CACUUGUAACCUCACUUCAACCCUGUGCAUGGGUCCUGUUAUCACUGUUUCACAGACCAGAGCCCCAGACUCCGAGCUGUGAGGUUAUCACCUUGGCUGAGCCAGGAUUUGAACACAGUGGGGCAUGUCUUUUGGAGAUUUGGAGGGGGUUGUGGGUUGGUGAUAUAAUCUUCCUGCCCCUGUCCCCCCCUGCUGCAGGCCUUAUCUCCCCUGCCUGGGAGUCCUCAGGGCCAUUUGGGGGCCGUGUCCUGCACCUGCCCCAUCACUUGAGGGUCCUUCAAGGGACUGGGGGUACAGAGAGCAGCAGAGCUGCCGAGGCCCAAAGCCCCGAGGUUGUACUGGAGCCUCAUCUUCAGUUCCUUCCACCCCAUGUCAGGGCCCAGGCAGGGAGGACUGGACACCAGCCCCCACCUCAGCCUGUUGCCCAUGUGGGGUGGCACCCCAGGGUCCUUGGCCACUGCUCUCUCAGGUUGGUGAGGUGCCACUUGAGAUGAGUCACAGGGUCUCAUGGAAGUCACGGAGCUGGGAGCUGGGAUUUGAACCCAGAGCUGCAGAUCUCCAAAGCCCAGGCUCCUUCCCUUGCCUGGGGUUGUCACAAUGCCAUCCAGUCUUCUUCAGAGCACUCUCCCAGCCCCCACCCCCCAGAUCAGCCUGGGCACCAGGCAUCAGGUCCAGGGGCUGGCCAUUAGCCAGGGGGGAUGGCCUGAGGCUUUCGCAACACUUCCCUUUGGAGAUCAGAGGUGCUGUAGGCAGGGCCUUCAUUCCACCUCCUGCCACUACUAUCUACAGGCGGUGGGGACCUGGAGCAUGGGGACAGGGCUGGGAGCUGGGCCCAAGGGCCUGGUCUGGGCAGUCUGUCUGCUUCUGGCAUCUCCUGCCAUGGCCACUGGGCCCGAUGUCCCUCAGCCUGAGGUGGACACCACCCUGGGCCGCGUGCGGGGCCAGCAGGUUGGCGUGAAGGGCACAGACCGCCGAGUGAACGUCUUCCUGGGCAUCCCGUUCGCCCAGGCGCCACUAGGGCCUGGCCGGUUCUCCGCCCCACGCCCGGCGCUGUCCUGGGAAGGUGUGCGGGACACCAGCACCGCCCCCCCAAUGUGCCUGCAGGAUGUCGAGAGAAUGGACAACAGCAGGUUUUUGCUGAAUGGGAAGCACCAAGUGUUCCCCAUUUCGGAGGACUGCCUGCUCCUCAACAUCUACAGCCCAGCCGGGGCCACCGCAGGGGCCAGGAAGCCGGUCAUGGUGUGGAUCCACGGGGGCUCAAUGAUGGUCGGUGCCGCCACAUCCCAGGAUGGCUCAGCCCUGGCCACCUACGGGGAUGUGGUGGUGGUCACCAUCCAGUACCGCCUCGGGCUCCUUGGUUUCUUCAGCACUGGGGACGAGCACGCACCUGGCAACUGGGGCUUCCUCGAUGUGGUGGCCGCUCUGCGCUGGGUGCAGGAGAACAUCACCCCCUUCGGGGGCGAUAGGAACUGUGUCACCAUCAUUGGCGAGUCUGCAGGUGCUUCAAUAGUCUCUGCCCUGGUCCUGUCCCCGCUGGCCACGGGUCUGUUCCACAGAGCCAUCGCACAGAGCGGGAUCAUCACCAUGCCGGGGAUGCUGGAUCCUGACCCAUGGUCCCUGGCUCAGGACAUCGCGGAGUCUUUGGCCUGCAGUUCCACCUCCUCAGCUGAGAUGCUGCGGUGCCUUCGGCAGAAGGCGGGUGAAGAGCUGAUCCUCACCAAGAAGUCUCACAAGAAAAUUAAUAUCAUGCCCUACACUGUCGACGGCACCUUCUUUCCCAAGAGCCCCGAGGAGCUCCUGAGGGAGAGGCAGUUCCACUCUGUACCCUUCCUUCUGGGCAUCAACAAUCACGAGUUUGGCUGGCUUAUCCCCAGGGGCUGGGGGAUCCUGGAUCAGCUGGAGCGGAUGAGCUGGGAGGACAUCCUGCCCCUCCUGAGGCUCCUGUUGACCUACCAGAACGUUCCACCCGAGAUGAUAUCCACCGUCAUAGAGGAAUACCUGGGCAGUGGUUCGGACUCACAGACAGUGCGUGAAGUCUUCCAGGACUUGGUGAGAGACAUUGUCUUCAACUUACCCAUCUUGAACUUCAUAAGAAACCUCCAUGAUGCUGGGAGCCCCAUCUUUUUCUAUGAGUUCCAUCAUCGACCCAGUUCUUUUGCAAAGAUCAAGCCGGCCUGGGUGAGGGCCGACCAUGGGGCUGAGAUGGCCUUCGUGUUCGGGGGGCCCUUCCUCACAGAUGAGAGCUCCCUCCUGGGCUUUCCGGAGGCCACGGAGGAGGAGAAGCAGCUGAGCCUGACCAUGAUGGCCCAGUGGAGCCGCUUUGCCCGGACAGGGGACCCCAACGGAGAGGGGCUGCCGCUUUGGCCCCUGUUCAACCGGUCGGAGGAGUACCUGGAGAUCAGCCUGGUGCCACGGAGCAGCCAGAAGCUCAGGGAGGCUCAGAUGAAGUUCUGGGCAGAGACACUCCCCACCAAGACCCAACAGUGGCAGCAGGAGCAGGACAGGAAGGCCCGGGAGGAACUCUGAGACAGGGCCUGGACUUUCUUGGCUGGGGUUGGUCCCUGGGGUGGCAGAGUCCCAGCAGGAAAGCCUCAUCUCCUUGUGCUGGGGAGACUUGCACCCAAACCGGCUGAUGUGGGGUCAUGACCCUUAAAACCUCAGCCCCUCCGGGACUGGCGUUGUGCUUUCUUGAAAUAUCACCAGGCCCCUCCCUGCUUCCCACCUCCAGGUCUUUGCAUAAGCUCCUCCUUCUUCCCGGGGUGCCUUUCCUGCUGGCUUCUUGGCAAGUUCUAGCUGAUUCUACGAGCUCCCCCAAGCAGCCCCUCCUCCAGAAAACCUUCUCUGGGCCACCUGGCCCCAAGUCUGUGUCCAUUACAGCACAGUCUACCCCAGGCUAGCACGGUUGUGAGAGUGAGACUCAGCCAGACUCGGAGUCUGGGGAUGUUUGAAGAGUGCAUGGAAAACUGAGAGAAUACAUGAAUGGUGACUGCAGGACUUGAACCCAGACCCUUCAGGCACUAAUGCCAUUCUCAUUCCCCAGCAGAUGUUGGGCCAUGGUC
Choloepus didactylus (southern two-toed sloth) is the source of this 3059-nucleotide messenger RNA. RefSeq names its product carboxylesterase 3 (gene CES3). The record is from RefSeq and is a predicted model, not a curated record. The coding region runs from base 598 to 2526 and encodes 642 amino acids. The transcript has 13 exons. Lineage: Eukaryota; Metazoa; Chordata; Mammalia; Pilosa; Megalonychidae.